Macrosteles quadrilineatus (aster leafhopper) is the source of this 6828-nucleotide messenger RNA. It is a transcript of the gene IKKbeta, whose product is annotated as inhibitor of nuclear factor kappa-B kinase subunit alpha. The coding region runs from base 434 to 3127 and encodes 897 amino acids. Gene Ontology annotation, biological process: positive regulation of transcription by RNA polymerase II; tumor necrosis factor-mediated signaling pathway; peptidyl-serine phosphorylation. Gene Ontology annotation, cellular component: cytoplasm; IkappaB kinase complex. The transcript is spliced from 19 exons. The record is from RefSeq and is a predicted model, not a curated record. Lineage: Eukaryota; Metazoa; Arthropoda; Insecta; Hemiptera; Cicadellidae. Gene Ontology annotation, molecular function: IkappaB kinase activity; ATP binding.
UCUUUUUGUCUAUGGUAGCUGCAAGCUGCUUUGCUUUGCUUUGCUGAAGCUCUAUUUUCAGUCGCUGUUUUUACGUUGUAGUUGUAGAAGGAUUUUUGUUUUUGUUUUGUAGCCGACUUAUUGUUUUUGUGUAAGCUACUUUCAAGGAAAGCAAGAAACGUAAUUUGAGGCUGAAGAAAGAUCCAGACAAGGUCGUUAGUUAUUGGCCUUUGUUUUCGUUUCAGUGGUAGGAUUGUGAAGUGUGUACCAAUUCAAUUCAAUUAAUUUUUUAAUUGUAAUUCAAUCAAAAUGAUAAAAUCCAGAAGUAAACGUGGGCCUUAGUGGUUUUUGUUUGUUACGUAGGCGAAACUCUCUUGGGGUUUAGGUUGUAUAGAACUUUCCAACCUAGAAGUAUUCAUUUGAGGUUAGGAAUACACUCAGUGAUUUGUCUAUAAUGGCACCAGAUGAUCCUGAUGUUCUAGGGCUUUGGGAAAGGGAUAGAGUUCUUGGAACUGGAGGUUUUGGAAUUGUUACCUUAUGGAAUAACAGAAAAACCGAAGACAAAGUGGCUAUCAAGAAAUGUCGGUGGGGUGUAGACAGUCUGAUGACGGCCACUCACAGAGAGAGGUGGGCCCGAGAGGUUGACAUUAUGCAACGUCUGUCUCACUCCAACGUCGUCAGAGCCAUCCCUGUUCCCUCAGACCUGCUAGGGCUCGCUUCCGAACUACCGUUGUUGUGUAUGGAGUUCUGCUCUGGAGGGGAUCUUCGACAGAUCCUGAAUAAACCUGAGAACUGCUGUGGACUGAGAGAGCCAGAGGUUCGAUGUCUUCUCAGUGACAUAAAGUCUGCCGUACAAUAUCUUCACUCUCAACGCAUCACUCACCGAGAUCUCAAACCUGAGAAUAUUGUGCUUCAGGAAAAACCCAACUCCCCGAUGAUUUACAAGCUGAUUGACCUGGGUUAUGCCAAGGAGUUAGACAACAGCAGUGUUUGCUGCUCUUUUGUGGGGACUAUGCAGUACUUGGCUCCAGAAUUCUUCUUGAGCUCAGGUUACACGUCGUCAGUAGACUAUUGGAGUCUGGGAUUGGUGUCCCACGAGGCGAUCACAGGAUUGAGACCUUUCCUGCCAAAUUCCACGUCCCCUGUAGAUUGGAUACCAAAGGUUGAGAAAAAGUCACCAAAUGAUAUUUGUGUUUAUGAGGAACCCGGAACUAAGGAUGUGAAGUAUAGUCAACAGCUGUUUGUAGAAAAUCAUAUUUCUAGAUGUUUAAGAGAAGAAUUAGAGAGGUGGUUACGACUUGCUCUGCAGUGGGACCCCAAGAAAAGAGGACGAACACACGACAACCGACUGGAUAUAUUCAACCUGCUCGAUCAGAUACUGUGUAAAAAAAUUGUGACUGUGUUUUGUGUCAACAUAUUGGCUAGUCAUAGCUACCUAGUAGACAGUGCUACAGCGGUCUCUACCCUGCAGCUGUGGAUUGAGAGAGACACCAAACAACCAGUCAAUGAUCAGCUGUUGCUGUUACCAAGUGGCAAACAGCUGACGAACAACAACCUUGCUGUGGACUGCUGGAACCCAAAUGAAAUAACGAUGUUGUACGUGUUUAGUCAGUCGUCCUUCACGUUACCAAGUGUUAACAACGCCAAGGACAGAGUCCCUGGGCUGGUGCGUUGGCUCAUGGAACAUCCAAAGGAUGAACUAGAAUAUCACCAUCAGAAGACAGUAUGGAGACAUGCAGUGUUCUUCCUACAGCAAGAGCAUGAUUUGUACCAGCUCUUCAUAGAGGCUUAUGCUGUCAAAAUGUUGUCAUUACUAGAGCAGAGCUACGAGCUGUCCCAGAUAGAACUCUCUGUUAGUACAGAAGUAGAACAUCUGGUGGCGAUGCAGAGAAUGUCCUCAGAAACACUAGAGUUUGACAACAAAUGCUACGGCCGCCAUCUCAGCAUCAUCACUGCUUUGGCUGGUCUGGGCAAGAUGAUGAGUGGCUGGGCUCUGGAGAUGAAUGGAUUGGCUCAGAGAGUGUCUAGUUAUCAGGAGGCUCUAACUUCUAUGAAGGGUAGAGUGAGGGAAGCCCAGCAGAUUACUGCCAUGCUCCAAGAAUACAGAGAUCCUGGCCUAGAUGAUGUGUUAGGGUUUGAGUGUUGGAUGACAGAGGGAUACAAGUGCUACGACAAUCUGCGUAAACGUAAAGAUCGCAUAGCAAAACACCAAUCCCUGGACAUGGCACGUAUAGUCUACAAGUGUUUUAAGCAGAUAGAUAUCUCUGCCCAGAAUCAGUCGUUUGCUGACCACUUGAUGCAACUAAUGAAGUGUGAAUCAGAGAUCAUAAGUCUUCUGAAGGCGCUGGGCUCGCUGAAGCAGCAAGUCAGCAAGAGUAAAGUAGAUGUGAUGCGAUGUCAGUAUCUGAGGCAGAAAGAAACUUGGGCUUUAGUCAAGCGACUGGCUGGACAGGUACAACAAACACAGAUAGACACAGAAACUGGAGCUGGUAGUAGUUUGUCAACAGCUGUAUCUCCCCCGUCUCCUCAGCCACCUCCGCUACCUCCUCAUAGAGACACCAGUCCUUUACUAAACCAGGUACAAGUUCCACCUGCAACUACUGUGAGCACUUCAGUGAUGUCUCAACUACCUCUUAGCUUGUCUAGUGGCAGCAGCACAAACCCUACAACACUACCAAGUCCAUCGGUUGACCUUCAAACACAAAUGGCAGCGUUGAGCCUUGCUUCUACAAGCACAACCCAAGAGACAUCAAACAUUACUCACAAUCGUACAACUUCCCACAGUCAAACUGCAUCGGACAUGGCUUCUAAUUUGAAGCGAAAUAAUAGUGAACCAAGUCAAAACACUAGUCAAACAUCGAGGAAUGGAAGUCAAAACCCAGUUAACAAGAGUGGGCUGCUUAAGCCAGGGUUUGACUUGUCUUCUCGUCAACAACCAUUGACACAUACACCUGCUGUGCCCAGGAGUCUUUCUAUACCUACGACUUUAGUGCUGCCAAAGUCACCACUCGACUCUGAGAGCCUCAUACAGGACAAUAUCAAUAUUAGAUAUGCGAUGCAGGAUUCGAUCCUCAGUUUUACUCAGUGUAGCAACUCAAUCACAUACAAUGACCUUGACUGGAGCUACUUGGACACUGUCAGUAAGUAACCAUAAGGAGAAUGAAGUUAUUGAAAUGAUGAGUGAAGCAAUUUUUUCUCUUGUGAUCAUGCCAAAUAAGUUUUGCGAGAAGAAACAUACUGCAUUUAAAGCAUUGCCAUUGAAUAAGGGAAAUGUGCCAAAAACAUGUAGGUUUAGUUGAAAAUGGCUAAUUUCAAGCAAAAAGGAAGGCAAUAUAGAUUAUUUUAAAAAAUGAAAUAGAUUUUGCCUUUACCUUUUUUUAUAAACUGAAAUUGAGAGCACCAGAUUAGCCAAUAAGAGAAAAAAGAAUAUAAUUUGGCUUACAGCCAUGAUAAAUUGUAAUUGUUUAAAGAAGCAAUUGUACUAAUUUAAUUAACUUGCAGAAUCCAGAUUAGACUAAUAUCAAGGGGAAAAUUAAAAUAAUUAAAAUAUCCGAUGAGAAUAAAAGUUGAAACUGUUUGCAAUCCAUUUGAAUUAAAAACAUUAUUUAUGUAUCUUAGGCCCGAUUUCACCAAAUUCUCGCUAACGAUGGUUUAAUUAAACUUCGGUUAAAACUAACCGACGAUUUAAACCACAGUUAAGGAAAUCUGGUUUCACCAACGAAAACGCGUCAAAACUAACGCUAGUUUUAUAAACGAGAGUUUAGAGUAAAAUCCAGGUGGCAGUGGCAGUGAACUGUCAUAAUACCGGGCUGUUACGGGAGCAAGUAAACAUAACCUAGCAAAUAAAUCAGUGUUUAUGAGGUAGUGAAAACAAAACUGGAGACAGAAAGCUUACAGAAAUACAACAGAUUCUGAGCAAAAUAACAGAAAGCAAGAAUAAAUACCAAAACAAUUAACAUAAGCAAAUAAAGGCAAAGCAAUGUUGAUCAAACAUAUUCUAGGAACAAAUUGGUUGAGUUUUGCACUCAUCAAUCCAACUUUUUACAGGGAUGUUCAAUAUUCUGUUUGUUCACUAACCAGUUUGGUACAUUUGAAGUAGUGAAAAAACUGGAGUCAAAAGAAUUACAAGAGCGAGACAUAAUGUAGAUAACACCAAAAUAAUUAUUUUCUAUAAAAUACUAGCAGAAUUAUGACAAUUUAGGUUUAGAUUUUAGUUUACUUACGUCUGACCGAACGCAAAACAAUUGUUUGAACGUUGGGUUAGGGUUACCCAAAGCCGGGAGAAAGAAAGGGAGCCUAUUUUUUUUCGAACAAUGAAAUAAUAAAUUUGAUAAUGUUGGUAGAAGAGCCGGGACACUCUUUUUUAGCCGAGAUAAAAGAGUACAGAGUACGGCUCUUGAUCGCCAAUCAGUUCAAUGCGGUCGCUGAUCACAUAUACGCCUUAACUAAAAGCCUUGUGGGAUAACCUAAAGCAAUGAACUAUGUGGGAUAGCCUAAACACAAACCACUACAGUGGUUUGUAUUCAUUUCCUAAAGAGAAAUGCUAAACGUCUUGAUAGUUCAUAUCUAAUAAUAAAAUCAAUUUCAUCUUUGUUAUUAAAAUCAUUAACCCUUUCUCUUAUCCACCUAGUUAGGCGAACAACAUAGGCCACUUCAUUGCCAUCACUUACUUUCAAAAGCUAAUUCGUACCUUAUUCUCUUCUACCAUUUCGCCUUUCCAUAUAAACUUUAAACUUAAAGCCAGCUGAUAUUUACUUAACGAAAGAUUAAAGAAGUUAACCGGUCAAAAUUGGGCAGUUAAUUAUCUAACGACGGUUUAGUCUAAACUAGCGCUAACGGCAAGUGGUGAAAUCCGAUUUCGUCAGUUAAGAGCUAACUGCAGUUAGAGCAAGGCUUAACGGCGGUUUAAAAGUUUGGUGAAAUCGGGCCUUAAUAAUAAAAUCAAUGAUUGAUUAUUGUAGCACUUUUCAACAUAACUUUUGCAACUUUCACAAUAUCAUUCUUGUAGGUACAUCGAGCGCAUAAACUUAUUCAUGCUCAUUUUUAUUUAAUUUUUCAAAGUUUCAGCUAAAUACUAUUGACUGAUCAGAAGAAAAAUCUGUAGAGAUUUUAUAAAGUUUUGGUGUAUAGAAUAAAGGUGGGUAACAUUAUUUUGAUAAAAAUAGUGCUAAUAUUCUAAUUAGUCUUAAGAUUAUUCUUUUGCUACACUAUAAAUAAACGUAAGGUUUACUCUUAGGACAGAAAAUAGAAUUAUAUAAAUAGAGGUAUGUGGAUGAUGAUUGGAGUGUCCAAUUGAAAUCCACCACCACUUACCAUCUUUUGAACUAAAACUCACAUUUGGCUAUCAGGGAUGGUAAAAAUCCUCACUAAUAUCUGAAAAAAAAUGAUCAAUCUAAGUCAUAGAUAUGUGCAAUACAAUUUACAUUUCUUUUGUAGGGUUGUUUUUGCAGAGAUAAGUACGGUAUUUCAUUAUUGUUAGUUUUAUGCUAUAAAAUUAAAAAAGGCAGUUACAUGUAAUAUGUCCAAUAUUAGAGUAUAAGAAUAUGGCAUAAUGUCCGAUUCUAAAUCUAUAAGAAAUAAUGAAAGAAAUUAGGAUUUCACUUCACUUGUGUAACUGUAAACUAAACCUUUAGAUUCUAUAUUUUUGAGGGUUUUGGAUUUUCAACUUUUGAUUGUCAGAAAUCACCAAUCUAAAUAAAGGCUAAACACAAUGCGUAAAUGUAAACUCCUCAGAAUAUGGGUCGUUCAGUAAUGCCACUACAGGAAUUUUUGUACGGAGGAUGUGGAUUCUGACUAUUUUAUUUAAGGCCAAUUUCUGUAUUUCUUUAUUUUUCAAAGUUUUAUUUGUGGUAGAUGAUUUUUGUGGCUAUUUUCAGUAGUUGAAUAAUCCAGUUAGUCUAUUUCAUUAUUUGAUACCUUUGGUUUAUAUGGAUAGUUUUUGACUGUUUAAGGGGUUUUUAUUGGGGAUAACAAUAAAAAAGUGCUUAAGUCAUGAAAGGCGGGGAAAGAUUCCUGAAUUUAGAGACAAGCUACAUGUUAACGUAUACCAUACCUGUAGGUAAGUAUAUUUUAUCAUGGGAUUUAAAAUGUUUUUGCAUUGGUUAUUUUCUCUGUUUCUCCUAAAUGUUUUCUAACCUCAAUCUUUAAGCUAUUCUAGAUUCCAGUUUGCAAUGGAUGUCGGUUUUGUCAUGUCAUUGAACAAAGUACAAAAUGCUCAAAUAACCAAAAAGUGCCUUUUACUGGACUCUUUGAUAGCAUUUAUACAUUGUUAUUUGAACAUUGUGGAUUGUUUAGUAGUAUUUAUGAGGUUAUGUUCACUUUUAUUAUUAGUCUUUGUUUCAGUAUUGUAUUUGUACCUUUGUUUGAACUAUUUGGUAAUUUGGAGACAAUUCUUGAUAAUUUUAUAGUUUUCAAAAUUGAUUAUUGUUUGAUUAAAGGAGAAGUAAACUAUUUUAUAGGCAAAGAUUUACUGACUUUUAAUUUAAACUGACUCAAUUUAAAAGAUUUACUAAUUGAAUUGUCAAAGGCUGAUUAAUCUAGUCUAUAAAAAUGGUUUUAUAUGUAGUUUACUUUAGUUAGAACCAGUUUUGAACUAUUUUAUAAAGCAGCGACUGUCAUUCUUAUUGGACAUUUUUGCAAGGUUUUUUUUCUUUUUCAGAGAAGUAAUAUAUUAAUUCUCUGAAUUUCUAUAAAAUAUUUUCAAUAGAACCAACUGAAACAAUAUACAGAUUAGUUAGUAAAAUAAAAAUACUAUACUUACAAUUAAUUAAAAUGAUAGUAAAUAAUUGUUUUAUUCUCAUGUAUCAUUUACUUGUUUGUACAUUAAUUAUGAUAUACUGUAUAAUAUGU